Molecule: messenger RNA, 2666 nt
Organism: Oreochromis niloticus (Nile tilapia)
Lineage: Eukaryota; Metazoa; Chordata; Actinopteri; Cichliformes; Cichlidae
Gene: terf2ip
Product: telomeric repeat binding factor 2, interacting protein
Exons: 9
Coding region: 100-2154 (684 amino acids)
Biological process (GO): telomere maintenance via telomere lengthening; protection from non-homologous end joining at telomere
Cellular component (GO): shelterin complex
Molecular function (GO): telomeric repeat DNA binding
Source: RefSeq, a predicted model, not a curated record
ACAAUUCAACGAGGAAGAAAAAGACCCGGAAGUGAGCUUUGUUGUUUUUCUGGGGCGGGAAAGACUAGCUAGGAAGAAGGCAAAGUGCACGCAGGUGAGAUGCCAUUCAAAAGAGAAGUUGUGGCCCGGCCUGCCUUCUCUCCAGUUCUCUUCAUGACUGUGGAGGGUGAACCGAUGAAUUUCUUCCUGCGACCUGGUCCCAUCAAACGCAAACUCCAGCCGCUCAUCUCGGCUGGAGGAGGAAUGUUGUGCAACGUCCAGCAACCAGGAGCAAUACUGCUGACUGAUCCUGAGGACAGAAGUGUCAUUCCUGAAUCCACUGCGCACUGGUACGUGUCCACCCAGUAUAUUUAUGACUGUGUUGAGAAGAAUGAACAGUUGAAUUUAGAGGACUACAGGCUAAAUCCUGAAAAGGUCCAAAGACAUUCUACUAGACUCAGCAACAGCAAAAACAGCUCACCUCAAGUCACAGGAGGCAGAAGUGCCUACACUCCUGAAGAAGAUGCUGCCAUUUUAAAUUAUGUCAGCAAGCACAAGACAGGGACUGGGGGAAACCGGCUUUGGCAAGAGAUGGAGAAACAGCAUGUGACCGGUCACACCUGGCAGUCGAUGAAACACCGCUACAAAGCACAACUGGCUAAGAAACAGACAGCCGCUGUGGAGGCGGAAAAGCCAGAAGGCAGUAAGACAGCAGAAGAAAAGACAGAGGUGGAAGAGCAUCAAGAGACAGAUGUUCAGAAAUCUUCAUGUGAAGAAGAUGUUUCAGAAACAGACCUAACACAGAUCGAUGUCCAGUUAGUACAAACAGGAAGCACGCCAGAAAAUGUAGACCAAGAGGAAGAGCAGCAUGUGAGUCAGAAAACAGAUAAACAACAAACUGAAAGCAAACAAUCAGAAACUCUAGAAGCUGAAGUGUCUCAGUCUUUUCAAACUGUGCCGCCAUGUGCGGACCUACAGGCAGAGACCCAGCUGCUGACCACAGACGCAGAAAGAGGUGAACCUCAGCCUCUCUCCCCACAAAAACAAAGUUUGUCAGGGGAUGACUCCACACCAGCUCAGCCUGAGCCCACGCCCAAAUGUUCCUCAUCAGAAAAGCCAAAAGAGAAGCAGAAGGCCUCCCCGGUGCUGGAACAACCGUCGCGUCGAAAGACUCGCAGGCAGCUUGAGCUUGAACCGUACGGCAAAAAACUCAGGUCAUCAUCAACCCAAGCAGUGCGAACCACAUCAUCUCCCCAGCCCCUGAAAAAAACUAAGUCUGCUCUUCAAAAAGAUACGACCACAGACCAGCCGCUUCCCAAGAAAGCCAGAGGAAAAACUCUGAGAGCAGACGUUGAGAGUGACGAGGAGCAGAGUACACCCGCAGCCAUAUCUAAAACAAUACAAGCAGAUGAAACCGAUCCAGUGCCUCAGAAAGGAGAAAAGAAGAAAGAGAAGAGAAAGUUGGGGAUUCUCGAAUUGGCAACGAAGGAGUUUGAAGAUGACAGUGAGUCUGAUGAUCUCGAAGCUCCAGAUCUCCAAAACCCUGCACAAACAGCAGCUACAUCGACCUCCCUUCAUCCUCCGCCUGCAGACACAACUCUGGAUCCUGGUUCCAAACAGUCCUGCACUAAACCUGGACCCACUGAGACCCCUCUGAGUAAUGUGGAACAGGCCCAGGCCACUAGCAACAACUGUGCAGCCGAGAAAAGCUGCCUGCCUCCAGCUGCUGAGCCUGUAGUGUCUGAGGCUGUCGGUACAACCUCCAAGGCCCACCUGUUCAUAUUCGACAGUGAAUCUCAGGAAGACGACCCUCAGUCUGUCAUCGGUGAGCGUCCAGCAGCUCCUUCAGAACCACAGCCAACAGUGAACAAAGACGCUGCAUUUUCUCUGACUCAGGACCUGUUAGAGGAGGACAAGCUGCGAAUCAGAGACCUCAUGAACCAGACAGAUAAGGACUUAAUUAGUGUGACCAAAGCUUUACUUAAGACCAGCGGAGACGUUUCUGCUGCAAAAGACCUGCUCUUGAAUCCCACCUCCAUUUCUGGACCAUUUUGGAAUCGCUGUGACGACAGACUUUUGCUCUCGGCUGAGCCUCGCGGCAUCCAACGGCUGCAGGAGAAAUACGGCGAGGAGAACGUGGCCAAGAGAAUCGUGUUUCUCGAGGUGGAGGGAUGAAAUAAGACAGAUAUAAGACAUAAUGUCAUCUAUUACUAUUUGCACUUACACUGUGCAAAGAAUGAACUGGUUAGUUGAUACCGAUUGAGUUUAAAUUCUCACUUCUGUUUCUCAGUUGUCACCCGCAACAGCUCCUACUCGGCUAAAUCUAAACUUUUAUUCAAAAAUUGCAUAAAAGACGUGCCAUGACUUUUAUUUCUCUUUAAAAACACAAUUUUUAAGCAUUUUUAGAAAGAAAAUAUGUUUAAAUAAGAUGAGUUUAUUAAAAACACAUCUUUUGUGUUUUUAAUGUUACUUUUACUAUGUUUACUCCCAUUAAACUGUAUAAUAAAUAUUUAAACAUCACACAAGAACACACGAGUGCCAUUUUUAAAUAUAUGGUUUGUUUGUUUGUUUUAAACUUUAUCUGCAGAUCAUAUUGCUCAGAAUUAAAGAACUGCAGUUUAAUCUGGUUGAGUAUUGGUGAUAUGAUGUUCUCUGUGACUAGUUUGAAUAAAGUAAUUUCAUGAUCA